Molecule: messenger RNA, 903 nt
Organism: Ostertagia ostertagi
Lineage: Eukaryota; Metazoa; Nematoda; Chromadorea; Rhabditida; Trichostrongylidae
Source: the annotation of a GenBank genome assembly
AUGCAAAACGACACCAGAGAGCACCACGACAUGCGAAAUCGUGGCUGUUAUCUCCCUAUCAAUUCAGCUGUGGGUGUUAGAGCGGUCUUGCCGAUGCGUUUGCAAGUCCCUGACGACAUAGGAUACGUUAACCGUCAUGUGGCAAAGGCUGGCACGACCUGUAGGCUUGGACCCAACAGGAAUGGUGUCUGGGAGGCAGGUGAAUACAAGUCUUUCCGACUGCAAAAGGGUAUACGGUUCAGCAUGCUCUCAGUUUCCAUCGAAAACGACUUUUUCAGGCACCGAGUUACCAGGAACGAUAUCUAUGUUGCGCUUAUUUCCCUCCCAUCUGCUGCUUAUGGGUUAGUGUCUGUGAUUACUGGAUUCCUCAUGAUGAACGAUGAACGAAUAUAUAUGUGUAACCCACCAUCAAGUCUUAAUGAGAUAGUUAAAAAAUGGUGGUACAUUGUGGCAUUUGUGGCAGGCGGUAUUACAAUCUUCAGCUACUGCCUCGCCUACCUUAUCCUUCUCUAUUACAGUAAACGACACAUCGGUCAACCACAAGAUUUGACGAGACGCACAAUGAGAAGCAUGAGCAUUAUUCUACUGAUAUUCCUCUGCACAAGAUAUUUUGCCACAGUUGGAGCAAAUAUUCUCAAUAUGGCACACUUAAAUCCCAAUACUGUGGAGUUAUUCCAGAACUACAGCGUAUUUGCGGCCAUGAUCUGCUACAGUCAGAACUUUUAUGUGACUCUGUGGAGGAGCUCAGAGUAUCGUGAAGUGUUAUGGCAGCAACAUGUGAAAGUACACAAUACUCUCUAUGGAAUGUGUUGCCCAUUGACUUUGAAAAGGAAGGUGUUUUCCGAAUCCACACCCGAUAAUCACAGGCAUGGUCCUGACCACAUUUCAAUGACACAUAUUUGA